AUGUCCGACGCUAAAAAGAAAGAGAAAAGACCACCCCUAACACACUUUCUCUGCCUCCCUCUCGUCAACUCAAAAUCCCUCCCCCAACUGGAAUCCUCUCUGGCAGCAUUCAAAGCUUCGAUUCCACGCCGUGCACUCCGAUAUGGAGCUCCAGGACAGCCACUCAUCCCUGAUGGCGCGCUCCGUCCCGUCGGUACCCUGCACCUGACUCUGGGUGUCAUGAGCCUCCCAACGAAAGAGCGUCUGAACGAGGCUAUCGAGUUCUUCCAAUCACUGGACCUAGCCACUCUGGUGCGCGAGGCUGAGAAGAUCGCAAGCGCACGCGCGCAAGGGAGGAAGAGAAAUGCGCCGUUAGUCUCAGCAGCAGAGCAGUCAUCUUUGUCGAGCGCCGGGGAAGUCGCCAAAUCGCAUGAUGAAAGCCCCCCGAGCCCGUUCAUUGUCUCUCUUGAAUCUUUGCAUGCGCUUCCUCGCGCGCGUGCCGCGACGGUCCUACAUGCGGCGCCUGUCGAUCCUACGGCUCGUUUGUAUCCCUUCUGCGUACUGCUGCGGGACAAAUUUUUGGAGGCCGGAUUUUUGGUGGGUGAACAGAAGAAGGGGAAAGAUAACGAGCAGACGAAUGAUAAGUCUACAGAGGGCGCGGCGGUUGAAGAGCCCUCUCGCCUCGAGGAUAUGCCAGCCAACAUUGCGGAAGAAGCCGCACUUAAAUCAGACAAGUCGAUAAGCACCGGGCCUGUGUCGAAGAAAUCUACAGCGUCAAAACCGAAGAUCAGACCCCUUCUUCUGCA
Messenger RNA from Aspergillus nomiae NRRL 13137, 785 nucleotides. RefSeq lists its product as uncharacterized. Gene Ontology annotation, cellular component: nucleus. The record is from RefSeq and is a predicted model, not a curated record. The transcript has a single exon. The annotation marks the transcript as partial. Gene Ontology annotation, biological process: DNA alkylation repair; regulation of DNA-templated transcription. Lineage: Eukaryota; Fungi; Ascomycota; Eurotiomycetes; Eurotiales; Aspergillaceae.